Molecule: messenger RNA, 1937 nt
Organism: Pocillopora damicornis (cauliflower coral)
Lineage: Eukaryota; Metazoa; Cnidaria; Anthozoa; Scleractinia; Pocilloporidae
Product: excitatory amino acid transporter 1
Biological process (GO): L-glutamate transmembrane transport
Cellular component (GO): plasma membrane
Molecular function (GO): glutamate:sodium symporter activity; neutral L-amino acid transmembrane transporter activity; L-glutamate transmembrane transporter activity
Source: RefSeq, a predicted model, not a curated record
AUGGCGUGUAGGUCGCUUUUCAGUAUUUGCAGUGGGCGACGCUGUACGGGUUUCCUUUCAAACCUGAAGCGGAAUCUUCUUCUUGUCUUACUGGUGGUUGGAGCAAUCAUUGGCUUUUCAAUCGGAGCAAUAAUCAAUAGCCCCGUGAAUCGCAUCAUCGACCCAGAGAAGAAAGCCACUGUUAUAAUGCUCAUUGGAUUUCCAGGGGAACUGUUCAUGAGCAUGUUGAAGAUGAUUAUUCUACCUCUGAUCGUUGCCAGUGUGAUAACAGCCGUAUCGACUCUGAAUCCUGACGUGGCGGGAAGAAUUGGUCGACGUGCUCUCAUAUAUUACUUAGGAACACUGAUAUUGGCCGCUCUUUUGGGGUUGACCCUCGUGAUGGCGAUCCGCCCAGGUUUAAGCGACAAACCCAGCGAGCAAAAAGAUGUAAAGGCGGUGAAGUACAGGAAUUUGGAUUCGCUUCUUGAUAUGAUAAGGAACUGUUUCCCCAGUAACUUAGUCCAAGCAGCCACAAGCAAGAAAAAAACAAACUACAUUACAGUAUCCGCAAGAUCGAAGACUUACAAUGUCACAAGCGAUUAUAUUCACCUCGAGACUGGCGAGGAAAUUAUCGGCGUCCAUUACAAUGGUACCGUAAACAUUACCACCCUAAGAAGAGAGAUCCAAGCAGGUUCGAGCACUGUACCUGCAGGAGUGACGACCACGGGAGGAAUGAACAUCAUUGGUCUGAUCGUGUUUUCCAUAGUGUUUGGUGUUGUCCUUGCGAGGUUGCGUGACAAAGGAAGACCGCUGGUUGAAUUCUUCUCGGCAUUGAACGAGGCUAUAAUGAUGAUUGUUUUCUUUGAAAUGUGGCUGGCUCCAAUUGGCGUGUGUAGCCUGGUGGCGGCUCGUGUUGGUGGAAUGAAGGAUAUCUUGGGUACCAUGCAAAAAUUAGUAUUUUACAUGUUGACAGUCAUUUGUGGCCAGCUUAUUCACUCCCUGAUCGUGUUACCACUCGUAUUCUUCAUUUUCACUCGGAAGAAUCCUUAUGUGUUCAUGAGAGGUCUCACAGAUGCCUUGAUGACAGCAUUCGGCAUCGCUUCCAGUGCAGCCACUCUCCCGACAACUAUCCGCUGUGUGGAAGAAAACAACGGCAUCGAUUCACGCAUAAGUCGCUUCAUGUUGCCUCUUGGUGCCACUCUCAACAUGGAUGGCCUGGCCCUCUCACGAGUGGUGGUAACUAUCUUUGUUGCUCAACUAAACGACAUCUCCCUUAGCCCAGGAAGAGUUGUUGUUGUCUGCUUAAUUGCUAUUGCUACUUCCAUUGGCGCCGCAGGAAUACCAGGAUCAGGAAUCAUGAUCAUUAUUGUUCUCCAAGCCGUUAAUCUUCCAUUGCACGACUUUGGCAUUAUCAUGGCUAUUGAAUGGAUGCUGGAUCGCUGCAUCACAACUGUCAACGUCCUUGGGGACGCAAUGGGUACUGGGAUCGUGGCACACCUCUCACGUGACGACUUGAAGUUAGAUAAAGAAAACGACAAGGACAGGAGAGAUUCGCAAGGGCUAAUGAUGAACAGUGAUCUUUGAUUAUUCUUAUUGAUAGCAGUUUAGCAAUAGUCACCGAAUUGGAGGUGGCUAGUGGUGGAUAUUUACCGAAUCACGAAGUAUCGAGGUAAAUAACCACUACUAGCCACCGACACUGACGUAAAUAGUUGUUCUAAUGUAUAAUCAAACAGUAAGAUAAUAGAGCACUAAAAAUUGAAUUUAAACUCAUUCAUUCCCGGUGACGACUAAAAACCAUUUGGGCGCAAAUCCAGCGUGCGCUGCUCAGAGGUGAAUAGCAAAUGGUAGACGGAGUUGGGUAGCCAAUCAGAGCGAGCCUUCAAUGUUAUCCACUGUUUGAGCAUAUACUACAUACCUCCAGUAUAGGAGUAGGUUCGCAACGGAAAGGUAAAGUUGAU